Messenger RNA from Hypanus sabinus (Atlantic stingray), 3013 nucleotides. Its product is annotated as LIM and senescent cell antigen-like-containing domain protein 1. Gene Ontology annotation, cellular component: cell-cell junction; cytoplasm; focal adhesion. The coding region runs from base 1824 to 2978 and encodes 384 amino acids. Gene Ontology annotation, biological process: positive regulation of substrate adhesion-dependent cell spreading; cell-cell junction organization; cell-cell adhesion. Lineage: Eukaryota; Metazoa; Chordata; Chondrichthyes; Myliobatiformes; Dasyatidae. The record is from RefSeq and is a predicted model, not a curated record. The transcript is spliced from 11 exons.
AAGGCGAGGCAAAACAGGGAGCUUCUGAAAUACUGUAGGGAUUGGGGAAAUGUUGACGUCGGUAGUAAAGGAUGUAAUAACAGAACAACUUGAAAAAAUAAGCAGGAGCGAAAGGAGCUGUUUAUGAAAAGGAGCCCGUGUUAGACUAAUCCAGUAAAGUCGUCUGAGCAUGUGCGUAAUGGAAAGGGAGGGGGUGCCAGUGGCUGGGUGGCGUUGGUAUUUUCCGAAGGCUUUCAAUAUAUUGCCAGCCAGGCCAGCCCACCGAGUGUGGGAAUAAGGGGAUCCUCAAGUUGGCAGGCUGACACGGACUGGGUAGCCGCCCACCGUGCCAGGGGACCCAGGAGACGGGUCAUGGCUCACCGAUGAUUCUGCAUCUGUGGACAGGAUGUAAAAAGGUUUCAAUGGAACAAGCUGAGAGACUGGGCAAGAUUAUGGUGGAUAUAAGAUAAUAUUUUAAAGCAUUUAUUAUAAUGCCGGUUUUUAAAGAAAAAAAGUGAUAGAUUCCUGUUCACAGCAGCAGCAACCCUUUUGACACACCCAGCUCCAAAAUGCAGGUGUUGCAAGCUAUAUUGAGAGAGAAAUGGUAUUGCUGUGGUCUCUGUGAGGAGGUUUGAGUACAGUGUAAAGCGUCUUACUGAAGUUUUACAGGACCUUGUCAAGACCGUAGAUGGAGUAUCAUGCAGUAUAUAGUUUCCACAGAACGAGUGAAAAUUCAUCAGUAAUGCUGGGAUUGCUGUAUGAGGGUCUGGGUCUGGGCCAGGUAUUUACUGUUGAGUUGAGAUAUUCAUUCACUCGAGGGCUAGAGGAGUGGAAUGAAGUCAGUGACCUCAUUCGAAGCAGAGAUCCAUAGAACGGAUAUUGAGACUGGGCGGAAAAUGUCACUGGGGUAGCUCAGCCCAGAGCUCCGUGGUGGAGCACGUUUGAGGGGUGAUAGUCUCCACACGUUCUAUGUGUUUGGCUGCAUGAGCGAGAGAAAGUCUGUCUCAGGUACAGGAAACGCGUCAGUGUUGCAACAGUGAGUGUGAGUUGUGUGUUAAUAUUGAUUUGCUGUUAGCAUCAAUGUUCAGUAGGAGUGUGUGUUGGGGUGGGCGUGAAUGUAUCAGUGUUGGUGAGUGUGACUGUGUCAGGAUUGUAAUAGGUGUGAGUGUUUUAGGGUGCUACGGGUUGAGUAUAGGCAAGCCAGUGUUCGUAAGCAUGUCAAUAUGGCAUGGGAAAUAGUGUGUUGGUGUUGGUUAACUGUUGAGUGACUUAGUGUGAGUGGUGUGUCUGCGUGUGGGCUGUGGGUAUGCCAGUGUGAAUAAGUGUGUCAUUCUGCUGUGAGGUUGUGAGUGUGUCAAUGUGAGGUUCUCAAUCUGAGUGAGUGGAUGAGGGUGAGUAAGAGUGUCAGUGUGCGUGUAUCAAUGUGAAUGUUGUUACAAUGUGCCUCACUGACUCCCACGUUUUGGGUUGCCCUGGGUGCUGUGGGCAGUGGCAGAACCUCCCUGGUCCACGUUGGCCUCCAUGACUGGCUAUCUGGUGGUCCAGCCCCAGGGUCCAAAGUCUAGGAUCUCCCUCUCCCCUUUCACUGCAAAGCACACGUUUUGGCUGUAACUCCACCUCCCUCCGUGCCUGAGCUCAGAAUCCUGUUAUUCCUGUCAGGAAGGAAGCCAGAGGCCGACAGGACAAUCUCCGCUUUUGAGAUUGUGCAGCUUUGGUCUGGCCAAUCACAUCACUGGGAAUGGUGUUGGGGGAGGGAAACGGACUGUCACCUUGUCCUGGCAAAGCAACGGCGCCUUUUCUGGAGAAGAAAUCGCUCGGAAAGCCAGGCUGGGGUAGGCCAGGAAAUGCUGGUGGGGCUGAUGGCGGGGGUGAAGCUUCGCGAAUUGUCUUCGUCCCAGCUCUACCGCCGUCGCUACGGACGCCACAGUGGGCUGCUGGAGAUGUGGGGUUCCAGAUCCGAGCCCCCAACACCAGGCAACAUGUCGGACGCCUUGGCUAGUGCCACCUGCGGGCACUGCCACUCGCACUUCGACCCCAUGGAGCGAAUCGUCAAUAGCAAUGGGGAGCUCUACCACGAGAAGUGCUUUGUCUGUGCUCAGUGCUUCCAGCAGUUUCCAGGAGGAGUCUUUUAUGAGUUUGAAGGCAGGAAGUACUGUGAACACGACUUCCAGAUGCUUUUUGCACCUUGCUGUGGACAAUGUGGGGAGUUCAUCAUCGGCCGUGUCAUCAAAGCAAUGAAUAAUAACUGGCACCCGGACUGCUUCUGCUGUGAGAUUUGUUCGGUGGCUUUGGCUGACUUGGGCUUCGUGAAGAAUGCGGGCAGGCAUCUCUGCAGACCCUGCCACAACCGGGAGAAAGCAAAGCAUCUAGGUCAGUACAUCUGCCAGAAAUGCCACCUGAUCAUUGACGAGUUGCCCCUGAUGUACAAGAGUGAUCCAUAUCAUCCUGAUCAUUUCAACUGCACCAACUGUGGAAAGGAACUGACGGCCGAGGCUCGGGAGCUGAAAGGUGAACUCUUUUGCCUUCCCUGCCAUGACAAAACGGGCAUACCUAUCUGUGGGGCUUGUCGACGGCCAAUUGAGGGUCGCGUGGUGAAUGCCCUAGGGAAACAGUGGCACGUUGAGCAUUUUGUUUGUGCAAAGUGUGAGAAACCUUUUCUGGGGCACCAUCACUUCGAGCGAAAAGGACUGGCCUAUUGUGAGAAACAUUACAACCAGCUGUUCGGAGAUGUUUGCUACCACUGUAACCAUGUGAUUGAGGGUGACGUGGUGUCAGCUCUCAACAAGACCUGGUGUGUCCACUGCUUUGCUUGUUCCACCUGUCGCUCCAAGCUCACCCUGAAGAACAAGUUUGUGGAGUUUGACAUGAAGCCUGUGUGCAAGAGAUGCUACGAGAAGUUCCCGCUGGAACUGAAGAAGCGGCUGAAGAAUAUGUCUGAGAAAAACACCGGGAAGGCCAGCUUCAGGCUGAAAUCGCAACCAGUGCUAAAGGACCAUUGAGAAAGAGCAUUGAAGACAUAGAUGCAACCCACGCC